Candidula unifasciata is the source of this 624-nucleotide messenger RNA. The record is from the annotation of a GenBank genome assembly. Lineage: Eukaryota; Metazoa; Mollusca; Gastropoda; Stylommatophora; Geomitridae.
AUGAACUAUAUACCCAAGUCUGUUGACUACAGAUCUGACCAGGAUAAAAAGGCAAAACAGUUGAAGAAACAUUUAGAGCGGGCAGAGAAGCAGAUGAUAGAACAAGCACUACUGCGCCAGAAAUUGGAAGAGUUAGUCAGUGAGCGUGUCACCAGGAAGCAUAGAUCAUUUGACAAAACACAAGGUGAUCAUUUAGCACUAAAUGGAAUGACUAACAGAAUCGAUAGACAAGGUUAUAAUAUUGGCUACAGGAUAAAUAACAAAGUGUUAGAAGAAAUUGCAGCAAAAACCAGGGAAUUUAAGAAAUCACAGGCUCAGAGGGCAGCAGAUAUUAGAUAUCUGACCCAAGAAAGACAACACAUUCUAGAAGCUUACAAACAACUUCAAGCAAAACGAGAUAUUUUUCGCUCAAUCCCAUCACCCGUUGGAGAAGCAACCGAGCGCAUCUGGGGCCAAAAGUAUUCCAUUUACACGCCGAUGCAUUACGAUGAGUACAGCAAUGUUUUCACUCCCGCAUUUCAAGAUGGCUACUACACAUACUUUCCACGUCCCAAGAGGAAGAAGAAGUGGUUUAAUAGCCAGCUUCUGUUUGUCCCAAUGCCACUUUAUCAGUCGUCAUGGUAA